This is a messenger RNA of Pelobates fuscus (common spadefoot toad), 6590 nucleotides long. It is a transcript of the gene DISP2, whose product is annotated as dispatched RND transporter family member 2. Gene Ontology annotation, cellular component: membrane. The record is from RefSeq and is a predicted model, not a curated record. Gene Ontology annotation, biological process: smoothened signaling pathway. The coding region runs from base 886 to 5283 and encodes 1465 amino acids. Lineage: Eukaryota; Metazoa; Chordata; Amphibia; Anura; Pelobatidae. Gene Ontology annotation, molecular function: transmembrane transporter activity. The transcript is spliced from 8 exons.
CUCACUACGCAUGCACCCUGCACUCCUCAGCCUGCACAGGAUUCCAUGCAAGGCUGCAAGAAAACAAUGCAUCAAUGCAUCCUAUCUACCAAUGCAUGCUGCACCAAUGCAUGCUACCCAUAGACAGCCCCCCAGCCAAUAACUGCCCCUAGACAGACCCCAGCCAAUAACUGCCCCUACUCAGCUCCCCCAGCCAAUAACUGCCCCAUGACAAACCCCAGCCAAUAACUGCCCCUAGACACCCCCAGCCAAUAACUGCCCCUACUUAGUUCCCCCAGCCAAUAACUGCCCAAUGACAGACCCCAGCCAAGAAGUGCCCAUAAAUGCUCUUCAGCACCACUAUCCCUGGACAGCUCCAAAGCACCACUGCACCUAUAGAAUCAAUAGACAGCUGCCCAACUAGUAACUACCCCUAGGCAGGUCGCCAGCCAUUAAUUGCCAUAGAUAACCCCCAGCCAUUAAUUACCCUAGAUAACCCCUUGCCAAUAACUGCCCUAGAUAAUUCCUCUGCACCUAAACAGCUCUGACAUCACCUGGGCAGCUAUGGCAUCAGCCAAUCAGCGUUGACAUCACUUGGACACCUCUGACAUCACCUGGACAUCUCUGAGAUCACCUGGACACCUCUGACAUCACCUGGACAUCUCUGAGAUCACCUGGACACCUCUGACAUCACCUGGACACCUCUGAGAUGAUCUGGACAUCUCUGAUAUCACCUGCACAUCUCUGAGAUCACCAGAACAGCUAUGACUUCAGCCAAUUUUAUUUGAUGUCACCUGGACAGCUGUGAUAUCACCCAGACAGCACUCUCAGUAUCAUUGUACCUGGGUGUCUGCAUGAGGCAGGUAAUCAGCACCUUGUGAUUCCUGCCAGAUCCUGGGCAGCAUCAUGGACAGACGCCAUUUCCUGGUAAAUGCAGAGAGCUGUGCAGAAGGAGCCAUGAACAGAGAGGAACCAAGAAUGCUCAAGGAUGGUGAUUACUGUCCGAAUACUGAGAAUGUGUAUCAGGAUCAUGGCCAGCAAAGCUCAGUCGGAGCUGAACAAGAGGUCCAUCACUGCUUGCUCCAUGAGUCGCCUAGCUUAGUCAGAAAUCAACUGCCUACAUCGAGCUACUGCAACCCAACAGCCGUGAUCCGCUCUAAUGGACAACUGCCACCUUGCUCAGGCAAUGCCCCCCAGCACCCCACGUGCUGCCACGGCAACCAGCAGGAGUGUAAACUCAAUUACGUCGCACCCCAACUGCCAGGCCAUGAAGACAGGGGGACAUUGUGUUCCCAUUUGUCCAGCGUGAAUCCUUCUUCCGAGACCUCACAUCAGACCACAGAUUGUCUCUGGAAGCAGUGGGCAAAUGACCAGAGGACAUUACAGCCAACGCAGCACCACGUUGUGACAGUGAGGCACGAUAAAGCUUUUAGGAUUCCUAAAAGCUACUCUCAUCUGAUAACUAACUGGCCUCUCCCGAUACUGGCCAUCUGGCUGAUUCUAAUGCUCAUCUGUACUCUGGCCAGCUUACUGGCUGGACAAAUGCCAGACUUCUCGGAUCCUUUAAUGGGCUUUGAACCCAGAGACACAGAUAUUGGGAGGAAGUUAACCACCUGGAAAACCAUUCAGAGUAACACUGGCAACAAGAAAAUGCUGUCUGUCUAUCCUCAUGGUGAGAGCAACAGUCUGGAUGACUUGGAUCUCAGCAGAAGAAAUGAGAAGUUGUUUCAAGGCAGAGGUGGAUCACGGUUACGGAGGAUGGUGGAACAGAAGGACGGAGUGGAUGGAUUUUUUUGUGGUCCUCCAGGAAAGAGUUAUUCACAGCUGGUUUUCAUGUCCAAAACAGCGGGGAGUUUAUGGAACCUUCAUGCGAUCCAAUCCAUGUGCCAGAUGGAAAAUGAAAAGAUCCGUUCUCACCCACAUUUCACGGAGCUGUGUGAACACAGAGAGAAGAACGAAUGUUGUCCCAGCUGGUCUCUUGGCAACUACAUAGCCGUCCUGUCCAACCGGUCCUCCUGCAUGGAAAUUACCCAAAACGAUAUUACACACACUCUGGCACUCCUUCGCUCCUGUGCCCCCGAUUAUCACAGAGGUACUCUCACCCCUUCCUGCAUCGGCCCACGGGCAGAGACGGAAAAACAUUCGCAAUGUGCCAAAGUUCCGGAGAAAUGUAUCCGAUCCAGCGCGGUUUAUCACCUUCUUCAUUUCCUGGUUGACAGAGACUUUCUGAGCCCUCAAACCACAGACUAUCAAGUUCCAUCUUUGAAGUACAGCUUAUUGUUUCUACCGGCCAAAAAAGGGCCAUCAAUGAUGGAUAUUUACUUAGACAACUUGGAGUCUUGGGAUCUCCACGAUAAUAACUACACUGCUAUCACUGGAAUGGAUCUGGGCCUAAAGCAGACUCUUUUCCAACAUUAUCUGGUUUUGGAUACUGUGUAUCCUGUUCUGGCAAUAUUGUCUAUUUUUCUAAGUAUGUCUUUCUACCUGCGCUCCUUUUUUAUUACCUUCAUGGUCCUGAUGUCUGUUGUAGGAUCUUUAAUGAUUUCGUUUUUUUUGUACAAGCUCGUAUUUCGAUUGACUUUCUUCCCUAUAAUCAACCUAAUGGCAAUUAUUAUCCUCACCAGUAUCUGUGCCAAUCACACGUUUGUUUUCUUUGACUUGUGGAACCUCAAUAAAGCCCAGAAUUUAGCAGCUGGGAUGCUUCAGUGGGUCAAACAAACUAUGCACCAUUUUGGGUAUCUCAUGCUGGUCUCCUGCUUCACCACUGCGGCCGCAUUCUAUGCCAGCUACAUGAGCAGUAUCACCUCUGUCCGCUGCUUCGCAAUUUACAUGGGUACAUCUGUUUUAGUCAACAUGACUUUUAUGGUAACAUGGGUCCCUGCGUCUAUGGUUCUUUAUGAGCGCUACAUAGCGGUCAACUGUGCUUACAAAUCAGAGGAUUACUACAACUGCAGUGGACACAAAAGGUUCUUUCUUAACUUGUACCAAAGGUUCAGGAGUGUUCAGAGCACUAUGUCAGAAACCUCGAAGCUGCUCUUUGAGAAGCUCCUUCCUUGCGGAGUAAUCAAAUUCAGGUAUAUCUGGAUUUGCUGGUUUGCGGCCCUGGCAACUGGGGGUGCAUACAUUGCUUGUGUGAGCCCCAAACUAAAGAUGCCUUCUUCAGAUGUGUCAUCUGUCCAGGUGUUUCGCCUGAGCCACCCGUUUGAGAGGUACGAUUCUGAAUACUGCCACCAGUUCAUGUUCGAACGUCUGGAACACGGAGAAGGGAGGCAUAUGCCAAUGACAUUGAUUUGGGGAAUUCUGCCAGUGGACAAUGGGGAUCAUCUCAAUCCAAAGACCAAUGGAACUUUAGUCACAGAUGCCACCUUCACCAUACGAAAUGCUGAGGAACAAAAGUGGCUCCUGCAACUCUGUCAGAAGGUGAAAAACCAAAGUUUCUUCUAUUCUGAACAAGAUAAAAAAACAAACAUCUGUUUCAUGGAAGAUUUCCAUCGUUGGAUGGAAAGUCGACAAUGCUCGCAGAGCGACCAAAACCGCAACCUUUGCUGUAACCAGUUUGUGUUUCCUUAUCAGAGUGACUUGCUCCUCCACUGUAUAAAAAUGAUGGUUCGAGAACAAGGAGGGGACGGCCCUGAUGCAUAUGACAUUGGCCCCCGAUUUAAUGCGGAGGGUAAGCUAUCUGCCCUGGUUCUGGAAUUUCAGACGGUUUAUCAUUACAGCUUCAACUACAGUAAAACUAGGCAGUUCUAUAACACUUUAAACCAGUGGCUGACGAAUGAAAUCAAAACCGCCCCACCAGGCCUUCAAAAUGGGUGGUUCACUAGUAACCUGUCCCUCUUUAACCUCCAAGACAGUUUGAGCACCGAGAUCAUGGUGGUAACUGGGUUUUCCGUGGCCAUAUCGUUUGUUGUUCUACUGCUUACCACGUGGAAUGUUAUACUCAGUUUAUUUGCUGUAACAGCAAUUGGUGGCUCUGUGUUGGUCACAAUUGGUCUGUUGGUACUUUUGGAAUGGCAGCUGAAUGUGGUGGAAUCUCUGUUCAUCUCUGCAUCAGUUGGUCUCUCUAUUGACUUUACAGUAAAUUACUGCAUUUCAUACCACCUGUGCCCGCAUUCUGAUCGCCUCAGCCGGGUGGCUUUCUCCUUAAAGCAAGUGAGCUGCGCCACGGCUAUGGGAGCCUCUGCUAUGUUUUCUGCCGGAGUCUUAAUGCUGCCGGCUACAGUCCUUGCAUACAGAAAGCUGGGCAUAUUUAUUAUGAUGAUCAAAUGUAUCAGUUGUGGAUUUGCCAGCUUUUUUUUCCAGUCACUCUGUUGUUUCUUCGGACCAGAGAAGAACUGCGGACAAAUACUGUGGCCUUGUAUCAACGUGAUCAAAGAAUACCCUAGUGAUACUCGGUCAAACAGAACGUUCGCUUGUGGUGGGAAUGAGAAACCAAACAGGUUGAGAAAAGUACAAGAAUCUAACAAAGAAAAUGAACAAUAUGAGCUUCAGCCUCUAGCUAGGAACCUCAGUGACAGCUUUGACAAUAGCACUUCCACUAGUAAACUUUCCAAACGUCCAUCUAUUCUAUCGGAAGACAUGCAACUCUCCGACAAUAAGUGCCCCAGAACAGGACUCGAUCAUAUCCAGAAAUCAGAAGCUCAGGACAUGCAUGGCGAUAGUUUGGGCCACCGGGCAGUUUUUAAUCAGUGCCCUGCUUUACAAACGUCUUCUCCCUACAGACACUUUGUAAGCGAGACUCAUGAAGAGCAGGAGGAACUAGGUAAAUGUUGCAGCUGCAAAAAAUCAAACAACAAGACCUGGAAUGGUUCGGUGGUGGACCAUGUCCACGUACACAACCCACAGUGUCAGGCUCAGCCAAAUAACCUGCAGGUCUCUAAAACCAGCAGCCAAGCUCAGAAACACUAUUCUGACCAUAAAAACAUUCAAACAUUUGAAUAUUCUAGGUGCCUUUGUUCUAUGGGGAGCUCCAUUGAUGCCCUUGAUUCCAAUGAGACCUGUCUUAGUGAUUUUGAGCCGAAGUUAGCAGAAUCAGCCAGGUGCUCCCCUGACUUCCUUAAUGUUCCAGAUUCUCCGUGUCAUGGUGAGAGGGGUCAUUUAAACGGGAGGAGAGACACAUUAAGACUGGCUCUGAGAGAAACCGUGUUUGACCCCUAUUCAUCUUCAAGACAAGCUGGAAUAUCCUGGAGACAUCCAUCCAGCGAAGACAUCCAUAACCCAGUAGUUCUCCCAAACAGUAAACCCGAUAUGCCCGAUGUCUGGAUAAAGAGAUCCAGUGACCAGAAUUCUGGUUACAUCAGCUGAAAAUGAAGAUGAUGGUGUGGAUAACACAUAUAAAAAUAAACAUAAAACAAGCUCACCAAGUGGGAUGAAUAAGGGAAUUCCAGGUGGAAUAAUUCGAGAAGGAUUCAUCUUCAUGAAGGUCUUAUUGUGUUUCUGAGAUUCAUUUUCAAGUUUGUGUUCAUAUUUUAGAGCCAUAUUCAACCUGUGCUGUGUUUAAAUCCUGCUUUAUUAGAGUAUAGCAGGCCUGAGGUUCCCGAGUAAAGUGUGUGUUUGUAUGAAAUGAAUAAUGUUAAAUUCUCUCCUAAAAGAAUCUAUGUGCAAACCUUCAGCCACGGCAAAGUCACAGAAUGACACAUUACAGAAUAUAGUAUUGCUGCUCUAUUAACACUGCAUGAAAUGCAAAAAAUGCAAUGCAAGACCUCAAAUGGGCAAUACUGCGAUCUUAAGAGAGUGCCAAAUGUAUCGCAGUUUAUACCUAGAACCCAGUCCCACCAGCCACAUCUACAUGUUUCAUUUCCAGAAACAGCAGACACCAGUUAUACAGGGUUCACAUAUUCUAUAGCCAGCUACAAAAUAUAUACUGUCACCAGCAUUGCUCUAGAAUUUACUGCAUACGUUUUAUAUUGGUGGAUCGCAAAACGCUAAGUUAAGCGUCGAAAUGUUCUGCUAUUACUAAGCGUUUUGUAAACAGCGAACCAGGGCCCUUGUUCUAGUGUAGCAUAUUUGCAGUAAUGUGUGAGCUACAUGAAGCCUUCUGGGACAUUCCUAUUGUAUAUUCUCCUGUAAACCACUGCAGGGUCCUUUAAAACGGUCGAGAUCCAGAUUAAUAAAUCCAACACAGAGUCAAGGAUAAAAUGAUAACAACCCAAUAUUAACAAAUGUUUUUAAAGCCCCAACUGCAAUGGCAUUCCUGUACAAAUGUGAAGGGCAAAAGAAACUUCAAAAAAUAGUUAGACUCCCCUGAUAAAUUAGAUGGUUGAACAUUGUGAUUAUGUUGUCCCAGACAGCUUGUCUUUUCUUUAGAUAUUGGUAAACCGACUGUCUGUUUUUGGCCAAUGAUAAACACGACUGGGGAGGAAGAUGAGUGAAGACACCAGAGUGGACAGAAUUGGGGAAAAGGGUUAUUGAUGAGAAUAAAUCAAUAACUCAUUCAUCCACUAUCCAUCAGGAAUCAACAAAAUGUAUACAGAAAGUUGUCAUGGUGACUCCGACAAUGUAUAUGUGCAGUAAAACAUGUCAAACGUUGAUUCUACCCUCAUGUUAUUUAAAUAACCGUCCAAUGAAAUCAGUACAACAGUUUACUGUAUAGUUCUGUCGCUGUGAAAUUA